Molecule: messenger RNA, 1716 nt
Organism: Bubalus bubalis (water buffalo)
Lineage: Eukaryota; Metazoa; Chordata; Mammalia; Artiodactyla; Bovidae
Gene: POU3F3
Product: POU class 3 homeobox 3
Exons: 1
Coding region: 66-1565 (499 amino acids)
Biological process (GO): regulation of transcription by RNA polymerase II; brain development
Cellular component (GO): nucleus
Molecular function (GO): DNA-binding transcription factor activity, RNA polymerase II-specific; RNA polymerase II cis-regulatory region sequence-specific DNA binding
Source: RefSeq, a predicted model, not a curated record
GCGGGAGGCGGGGGGGCGCGGCGGCGGCGGCGGUGGCGGCGGUGGGGUGGCGGGAGCGGAGCGGCAUGGCCACGGCGGCUUCUAACCCCUACCUGCCGGGGAACAGCUUGCUAGCGGCCGGCUCCAUCGUCCACUCGGACGCGGCGGGGGCCGGCGGGGGCGGGGGCGGCGGGGCAGGGGGCGGGGGCGGCGGGGCUGGGGGCGGCGGAGGCGGCAUGCAGCCGGGCAGCGCGGCCGUGACCUCGGGCGCCUACCGAGGGGACCCGGCCUCCGUUAAGAUGGUGCAGAGCGACUUCAUGCAGGGGGCCAUGGCCGCCAGCAACGGUGGCCAUAUGCUGAGCCACGCGCACCAGUGGGUCACCGCGCUGCCCCACGCCGCUGCCGCCGCCGCCGCCGCGGCCGCCGCCGCCGUGGAGGCCAGCUCGCCGUGGUCUGGCAGCGCCGUGGGCAUGGCCGGCAGCCCCCAGCAGCCGCCGCCGCCGCCGCCGCAGGGCCCCGACGUGAAGGGCGGCGCGGGGCGCGAGGACCUGCACGCGGGCACCGCCCUGCACCACCGCGGGCCGCCGCACCUCGGGCCGCCGCCGCCGCCGCCGCACCAGGGCCACCCCGGGGGCUGGGGGGCCGCCGCCGCCGCCGCCGCCGCUGCCGCCGCCGCCGCCGCCGCCGCGCAUCUCCCGUCCAUGGCCGGUGGCCAGCAGCCGCCGCCGCAGAGUCUGCUCUACUCGCAGCCCGGGGGCUUCACGGUGAACGGCAUGCUGAGCGCGCCCCCGGGCCCGGGGGGCGGCGGCGGCGCGGGCGGCGCGGGGGGCGGCGGCGCACAGAGCCUGGUGCACCCGGGGCUGGUGCGCGGGGACACGCCCGAGUUGGCCGAGCACCAUCACCACCAUCACCACCACGCGCACCCGCACCCGCCGCACCCGCACCACGCGCAGGGGCCCCCCCACCACGGCGGCGGCGGCGGCGCGGGGCCCGGACUCAACAGCCACGAUCCGCACUCGGACGAGGACACGCCGACGUCCGACGACCUGGAGCAGUUCGCCAAGCAGUUCAAGCAGCGGCGCAUCAAGCUGGGCUUCACGCAGGCCGACGUGGGGCUGGCACUGGGCACCCUGUACGGCAACGUGUUCUCGCAGACUACCAUCUGCCGCUUCGAGGCCCUGCAGCUGAGCUUCAAGAACAUGUGCAAGCUCAAACCGUUGCUCAACAAGUGGCUGGAGGAGGCGGACUCGAGCACCGGCAGCCCCACGAGCAUCGACAAGAUCGCGGCGCAGGGCCGCAAGCGCAAGAAGCGGACCUCCAUCGAGGUGAGCGUCAAGGGCGCGCUGGAGAGCCACUUCCUCAAGUGCCCCAAGCCCUCUGCGCAGGAGAUCACAAACCUGGCCGACAGCCUGCAGCUCGAGAAGGAGGUGGUGCGGGUGUGGUUCUGCAACCGGAGGCAGAAGGAGAAGCGCAUGACGCCGCCCGGGAUCCAGCAGCAGACGCCCGACGACGUGUACUCGCAGGUGGGCCCGGUGAGUGCCGACACGCCGCCGCCGCACCACGGGCUGCAGACAAGCGUGCAGUGAAGGCCCGGGCGCCGCAGCUGUCACCCCGCCGCCCCCGCUGCGCCGGGCCGGGCCGGGCCGGGCCGCCCUCCCCUCCGCCCAAAGACAGGUCUGCCCGCCCUCGGGGGAACGGAGAGGGGCGCACCGAGGAGACGCUGUUUGAAGUCCAAGG